CGAACAUCGAUAUCUGUGUUUCUUUUAAAAUUUACAUCACUAAUAUUUUUAUAGUGUGCGUGAAAUUUUGUGGAAGAAAAAUUGAGCAGUGUUGGCCGUCGCGGCAAGCGACCCAAAUAAAGAAAGCGAACAACAAAACAAAGCAGAGAUAAAGAAAGAACUACACACAUACUCAAACAAGCACAUACUGAUCAACACAUAGAUAAUCAAACAAGUGUGGAGAGAGCCCUAAUUAAGUAUUCUGAACAUGGACGAGGCCAACAUACAGGACAAGGAACGCUUCGCCAGUCGCGAGAACCAUUGUGAAAUUGAACGACGGCGACGCAAUAAAAUGACUGCCUAUAUAACGGAACUAUCAGACAUGGUGCCCACUUGCAGCGCAUUGGCGCGCAAGCCCGACAAGCUGACCAUCUUACGCAUGGCCGUGGCACACAUGAAGGCGCUGCGUGGCACUGGUAACACUAGCAGCGAUGGCACCUACAAGCCCUCAUUCCUAACAGACCAAGAGUUAAAACAUUUAAUACUCGAGGCAGCCGAUGGUUUUCUGUUUGUUGUCUCCUGUGACUCGGGUCGUGUCAUCUACGUGUCCGACUCAGUGACACCGGUGCUAAAUUACACGCAAAGUGAUUGGUAUGGCACCAGUCUGUAUGAACACAUACAUCCCGACGAUAGGGAGAAGAUACGCGAGCAGCUCUCCACCCAAGAGUCCCAGAACGCUGGUCGCAUUUUGGAUUUAAAAUCGGGCACAGUCAAAAAGGAAGGUCAUCAGUCGUCAAUGCGUCUUAGCAUGGGCGCACGACGUGGAUUUAUAUGCCGCAUGCGUGUUGGCAAUGUUAAUCCAGACGCCAUGGUUUCUGGACAUUUAAAUCGCCUCAAGCAGCGAAAUUCGCUGGGACCGUCCAGAGAUGGCUCCAACUAUGCAGUGGUCCACUGCACUGGUUACAUCAAGAACUGGCCGCCCACUGAUAUGUUUCCCAACAUGCACAUGGAACGCGAUGUGGACGACAUGGCCUCGCAUUGCUGCCUGGUUGCCAUAGGGCGUCUGCAAGUAACUUCAACGGCCGCUAACGACAUGACGGGCAAUAACAAUCAGAGCGAAUUCAUCACGCGCCAUGCACUUGAUGGCAAAUUUACGUUUGUGGAUCAGCGCGUGUUGCAAGUGCUCGGCUACACGCCCACCGAGUUGUUGGGAAAAAUAUGCUAUGACUUCUUCCAUCCCGAGGAUCAGAGUCACAUGAAGGAGAGCUUCGAUCAGGUGCUGAAACAAAAGGGGCAAAUGUUCUCACUACUUUAUCGUGCGCGCGCCAAAAGCAACGAAUUUGUCUGGUUGCGCACGCAGGCCUAUGCCUUCCUCAAUCCCUAUACAGAUGAGGUAGAGUAUAUUGUGUGCACCAAUAGCUCCGGCAAAACUUUGCAUGGCGCUACGCCUGAACAACAACAACCAACGGAUCCGCAGCAGCAGCAGCAACAACAACAACAUGUUUAUGUGCAAGCACCGGGUGUGGACUAUACACUGCAGCCGCCUCGACGCGAGAUUACGCCCACUGGUGGCGAUGCCAUCUAUCAGCUGCACAUGCAGGCACCGCCACGUCCCGCCUCUGCGCAAAACACGCCCGUUGGCUAUAGCUAUGACACCACGCAUUCGCCCUAUGGCGCUGCAGCAUCCGGCGGUGGUCCCUCGCCGCUAGCCAAAAUACCCAAAUCGGGCGGCUCACCCACACCUAACGCUUGGGGUGCCCUUCGCCCGACGCCACAGCAACAGGCGCAACCCACUGCUGCCGAGGCCUAUCCUGCCUAUCAACAGAGCAGUCCAACACGCUCCCCCAGCGGGCCUACUUACACGCAGCUAAGCGCUGGCAAUGGCCAACAACAACAGCAGCAGCAGCAGCAACAACAACAGCGACAGCAGCAACAACAGGCAAGCGCAUAUCAAGCGGCGCCAGCUCCUACAGCCUGGGAUUGGCAGCAGGCGCAUCCACAUGCACAUCCCCAUACGCAUCCCCAUGCACACCAUGCUCAUCCGCAUGCGCAUGCCCAUCCCGGCGCCGCAGUAGUGGCAGCAGGCAGUGCUCAACAGCCGCAGGGUCAGGAGUUUUCGGAAAUGCUACAAAUGUUGGAUCACAAUGGCACAGCUACAUUUGAGGAUCUUAAUAUUAACAUGUUUAAUACGCCCUUUGAGUAAUGCUAAUCUUCCUCCACCCAUACAGACACUAAAUCUCAAUUAUAUUAUUGAAAAGGAGAGCGUGUUUUGUGUCCAAAUUGUUUUCUAUGCUUAAUAGAAGAAUUUCUGUUUAUCUAAGUAUUGGAAUAUCUCGUGACACGCUUUUCGUCCAUCUCUAUGCUCAGUAUCAUUUUAUACCGCUCAGUUAAAUAAUUUACUAAGUGCAAUCAACAAAACAUUUUUUAUCUAAAAUUACUGAAAUAUUUUAGCAUGCAUAUUGAAGAAUUGUUUAUGUGUGUGUUGUAUAGUACUCUCCGUAAAUAGACAUUUUAAGUACAUAACGGUAGUCACGUAUACAACUUGUGAACGUUUACGAUAUGGAUAUCAAUAUUGCAUACACAAACACACACACAUACAUGUGCAAAAACUAUAAAAAACUUACAAUAUUUCUUUUCAACUAAAAUUUCAAAGUUCAUUUAACCGGAAAGAC
Molecule: messenger RNA, 2651 nt
Organism: Drosophila busckii
Lineage: Eukaryota; Metazoa; Arthropoda; Insecta; Diptera; Drosophilidae
Gene: tgo
Product: aryl hydrocarbon receptor nuclear translocator homolog
Exons: 2
Coding region: 248-2182 (644 amino acids)
Biological process (GO): regulation of transcription by RNA polymerase II
Cellular component (GO): nucleus; aryl hydrocarbon receptor complex; transcription regulator complex
Molecular function (GO): RNA polymerase II cis-regulatory region sequence-specific DNA binding; protein dimerization activity; DNA-binding transcription factor activity, RNA polymerase II-specific
Source: RefSeq, a predicted model, not a curated record